This is a messenger RNA of Cherax quadricarinatus, 2317 nucleotides long. Lineage: Eukaryota; Metazoa; Arthropoda; Malacostraca; Decapoda; Parastacidae. The record is from RefSeq and is a predicted model, not a curated record.
CCUCUGCCGAGUGUGGGUAUGUUAGUCCUCUCGCUCUCGUAGUCGCUGGCCUGGAUAUACUCGGUGAACCUCCCUGAUAAGAUGUGUUUCUGAAAUUGUUGUGCGCUGAACCGGUUCAUUGUGUCAAAUGUGAAUACCCGCGAGUGAAACAUAGCUGGAUAUUUGUGUUCGCUAAGCCAGGGAGAUUAGUGGUCAUGUCUGGAGGUUCUGGCAGCGUGCCAGGGGUGCCACCAGCGCCCUCAGUCUUCUCCUCCUUCGUGAGCACUGGCGUGAGUGCCCCUAUGUACCCUGGGAGUCACCACAGUGUUCACACCCCGCAGGGGGGACUCCACUAUUCCCAACACCACCGUUUGCACCCACAGCUCUCUGUAUUACACCAGGUGAAUUCGGAGGCGGCGCCGUCAGCCUUCCACCCUGUAGUAUCGCGUGGCAGCCGGCGCCUGCAUGAAGUGGCCAGCCCUGAUCACGAGGCCCCUCGCCCUGAUGACCCGGGUGGGCCCCAACUCCAAAGUGGGCCCAGCCGCAACCUGGCCGACAUUCAGGGACACGUGCUGCCCCUGGGGCACUCCAUGCCGCCGCUUGGAGUGCCCACCCUUGGCAUGGGCAACCCCCUCCUGCCGGGUAUCUUCGACAGACGGUUACUGCGAGUGUCGGGUCGGGCGGCGCGGCCGAAGAAGCAGUUUAUAUGCAAGUACUGUUCCAGGCACUUUACAAAAAGCUACAACCUGCUGAUCCACGAGAGGACGCACACCGACGAGCGUCCAUUCCCUUGCGACGUCUGUGGGAAGGCAUUCCGCCGUCAGGACCACCUCAGAGACCACAAGUACAUACACAGCAAGGAGAAGCCUUUCAAGUGCAGCGAGUGCGGCAAGGGCUUCUGUCAGAGCCGCACCCUGGCCGUGCACAAGAUCCUCCACAUGGAGGAGUCGCCACACAAGUGCCCCACUUGCGGCAGGAGCUUCAACCAACGCAGCAACCUGAAGACCCACUUACUCACACAUACCGACCUCAAGCCUUACAAGUGCGCCUCCUGCAGCGCCGUCUUCAGGAGGAACUGCGAUCUCAGGCGGCACAUGCUGACGCAUUCCAUCGGCGGCCAUUUGCCUUCGGAUAAAGAUACGGAAGAAGGGAAGACUUCGACUCAGGACGGGGAGUUGGGCACCUCAGGAUCAUCGUCAGCAGCGGCGGGGCUUGCCGCAUGCGACAGGAGAGAAGGAGGCACAGACCUGGAUGACGACGAGGUGGAAGAAGAGGCAGAAGACGAUGACGAAGACGAGGAAAUUGACCCAGGUCGUCCGGACGACGCUUACUCCUUCUACGAGUCAGAGAAGGUGGAGGAUGACGAUGAAGUGGAGGAGGAACUUGAAGAGGACGAUGACGAAGGCAAUGGAGUGCACGGGGAGGACCAGUCCACUGACCACCACCACCACCACGUCCUGCACCAGCAAGAGGUGCACAGGACAGACGUGCACAGUCACACUACCCACGUGCACAGCACACUCGCGCACACCACCGUCGCGCACAACACUCUUCCACAUAAAACGCACACCACUCAUGUGCACACUGCUCACACCUCCCACGACCAGCUCACACCUCUCACACACACCUCCCACCCUCACACCUCUCACAAUAACAGCAGUAGAGAUUCGGGUAUUUUGGGACCUCAUGGUCCCCCUCCACCAAGACCCCCAUCACACCCACACGCCCACCUCUACAGUCACGCCCAUGGGUUCUACCCCAUGGUGGGAGGGGGCGGGUCUGGUCCCCCGGUCUAUAGACCACCUCACCACGACCUAAAGCGACCCAUUGAACAGGUCUUAGGGGGUCCGGGACCAUCAGUGGGCCCUCCAUCUAUGCUGCCCAUGCAGGGGCCUGUACACAUGGGUGGGAGUGCCAUGGGUGCUGCCCCACGUCCACUUUACCCGCCCCAUCCGCCAGAAAGACCCAAAAAGAAAGGUUUCAUGAUCGAUGACAUCAUGAAUGGGUAGUGUGGGUCACUGCCAGGUAGUGUGGGUCACUGUCAGGUAGUGUGGGUCACUGCCAGAUAGUGUGGGGUCACUGUCAGGUAGUGGGUCACUGCCAGGUAGAGUGGGUCACUAUCAGGUAGUGUGGGUCACUGUCAGGUAGUGUGGGUCACUGUCGGGUAGUGUGGGUCACUGCCAGAUAGUGUGGGUCACUGUCAGGCAGUGUGGGUCAAUGUCAGGUAGUGUGGGUCACUGCCAGGUAGUGUGGGUCACUGUCAGGUAGUGUGGGUCACUGUCAGGUAGUGUGGGUCACUGUCAGGUAGUGUGUGUGUCACUGUCAGGUAGUGUGGGUC